This is a messenger RNA of Culex quinquefasciatus (southern house mosquito), 9458 nucleotides long. RefSeq names its product rho guanine nucleotide exchange factor 18 (gene cyst). Gene Ontology annotation, molecular function: guanyl-nucleotide exchange factor activity. Gene Ontology annotation, biological process: regulation of Rho protein signal transduction. The record is from RefSeq and is a predicted model, not a curated record. Bases 533 to 5218 code for a protein of 1561 amino acids. The transcript is spliced from 25 exons. NCBI's taxonomy places the organism in Eukaryota, Metazoa, Arthropoda, Insecta, Diptera, Culicidae.
GACACUUCUCGCUCACUCUCUCCAGGGUGUUGCCCGAUGCCAUCUUGGCCCGCCGUCGUAGUCAAUUAGACACUAGACACAGAGAACCAGAAGAAGUUUUGAGUGCGGAUCGACGGAGACGGACCCUCCUCGGACGGAACGGAUUUUAUUUCGGAUUUUUUCACCCCGUCGCAGUGCCCGUAAAGUGUCAAAAAACGGCUUGAAAGGUGCGCAAGUGACCAUGUAACGCGCGGGACGUGUCCAGUGCCCGGUGUGCGACGCGUAAAGUUCGGUACGAGCGUUUUUGGGAUUUUUUUUCGGUCAGCUCUGGGUGCACUUUGCCCAAAAUGUCGAUGUAGAAAAGAGCUCUACAGUACAGACGCAUCACCCGAGAAACGAAACAACAACAACAUCAGCAAAAGUAAAGAAAAAAUAGAAAGAACCCACAUACCCCCCCACCACAACAACAACAACAUACUCAGAGACAGACAACAAUCGAGAGCAGUAAAAGAGGAAGAAGAAGAAAAAAAAAACAGUUAAUUUUGCUUAUAAAAUGGAUAGUAAAGAUCAGCUCGCUUCGGAACAGUUGAUACUGUUGUCAUCAGAUGACGAAAACGAUGGCGACGUGGUGAUAGACUACUUAAGCUCCAGCAAUCCACCGCUGGUGACCGGUGGCGGAGGCGGCCUGCUCAAAUGCAAUGAGAACACCGCCGUAACUCCGAAGGACCUUCUCUUACACCAGCUUCAGUCAGCGCCACCGAACAACAACAACGUGCACAACUACAGCAGCAGCAUCGUGGAAAAGUGCAACAACAAGAGCAAGCUAAGCGACAUCGUCAUCGAUACCGGCUUGAGUGACUGCGACCCGCAGUCGGCCACCAGCAACAACAUCCUCGGCAACAGCGGUGGUGUCGGCAACAGUGGCAAUAGCGUUGCCAUCAACAACAGCAACAAUAGCCACGGCCAGCACGGCCACCCCCACGCCAACAUGGUGCCAAUCAUCAGCGUGACCCCGCACAGCCCGGGGGCCAAGUAUAACUUUUUGGAGGACACGCUGAACCACCUGCAAUGCAUCCGAGAAAGUGUGGUUCAGAUGAAGAACUCCACCAUCCAGAACACCAACUUUGGUGGCGCUGGACUGAUCGGAGCUUCGACGCUGUCCUCGAACAAGCUGUUCUCGUCGUGCCCGUCGCUGCCGGAUCUGACCAUCUCGAACCCGGGCGGCAUCUGGCCCCACCAGCAGACCAUGUACGGGCUCAACACCGACCGGCGGAAGUCGUGGACGGCGAUCGAGGACCUGACCGAGUGUGCCAAGUCGUCGCACAAGAGUGUCAGCCUGUCGAGCCUGGACAGCGAGGAGCAGGAAUCGCUGCGAGCCGCCGAGAGGUUGCACAACCGAACCAGCCGGAACAGUACCGGUGGCAUAUCGACGCACUCGCUGAACGAGGCGGAAUUGGCGCGCGAUUUUGAGAAGAUCGUCGCCAAGCGGAACCUGGCCCCGACGGUCUGUCGGAUCCCGCUGCAGAAGAGCAUCUCGACGCCGUCGAUUGCGCCGGUUCGCAAUCAAGGUGCCAAGGAGGACAACGCCACUCCUUCAAGGCAUCUUUCCGACAGUGAAGAUGAAACCCACGACGAUCGGUCACUACUUUGUGUGAGAGACAAAAACAGCGAAGGCUACACCGACCAUCCGGAAAAGCGCAGAAAACGAGGCUCACUGUUUUUCCGCAAGAAAAAGGACAAAAACAAAACCAAGGGCCAAAACUCGACAUGUGACGCUUGUGGCGCGGUUAUAAAUCUGGCCACGUACAAGGAGCAUGCCGUGGAGUGUAAGGCUAAAAUUGCAAAGAAAUAUUUCCAAGUGCAGCCAAAAUCGAGCUCCAGCAAAAAGAACUCCACCAACAGUGAAAAAAGCGGCAAGAAAAUGACUGGAUGCUACUCUCCGUGGAGAUUGGUCGCAAACAAGUUAGGCGUGGUUUCAACUCACGCCAGCCACAGUUCCUCGCACCACGAUGAUCAAGCCAGAGACUAUUACGAUGGCAACAUGCAAAAUGACAACUCAAACUACUCGGACGACACGCCACUCAUUCGGGACGAGUUUUUGCACGAGGCACCGAUCGGACCGCACGACCUCGGCGCGGAACCGAUUCUGGGCGUGGCCAUCGACGAGCACGACUCGUGGAGUCCCAGCGUGCCGAAGGAGAUCGUCAAGUCGCUCAAGGAUAAGCAGGUUAAGCGCCAGGAGCACAUCUACGAGUUCAUAAUGACGGAGAAGCAUCACUGCCAAACCCUACUAGUCAUGCAGAAAGUGUUCGUCGAGAGCCUGCAGAAGCACUUUAGCCACCUGAAUCUGGAGCGGAUGUUCCCGCGGUUGCUCGACCUGACCGAGCUGCACACGAGCUUCCUGAAGAAGCUGCGCCAGAAGCAGCGCGAGGCAGCCGUCGUCGACAGCAUCGCCGACAUCCUGCUGGACUUCUUCUCGGCCAUGUCGGCCCAGAAGCUCAAGUCGGCGUACGGGGAGUUCUGCUCGAACCACCGGUCCGCGCUGAGCACGUUCAAGUGCUACAUGACCGGGGACAACACGUUCGCCGAGUGGUACAAGCACUGUCAGCAGAACCCGCUGCUGAAGAAGAAGGGCAUUCCGGAGUGUAUUCUGUUCGUGACGCAACGGUUGACCAAGUACCCGCUGUUGAUCGAUCCGCUGCUGAAGAGCUCGCGGGAGGACAAGAUCGAGCAGGAGAAGCUGCAGAAGGCGAUGCAGCUGGUGAAGGAGAUUCUGGUCGAUGUGGACGCGCGGGUUGCGGACAAGGAGAAGGAGGACCGUCAAUUAGAGAUCUUCAAGCGGAUCGACGCCAAGUCGUACGCGAUCUUCAAGAAGGACAAGUUUAAAAAGUCGGACAUCAUUUCGAGCAAUCGAAAGCUGAAAUUCGAAGGCGUCGCCACGCUGAUGCAGGGCAGGUCCAAGAUGCAAACCGUACUGGUGGUCGUACUGUCCGAUUGCUUGUUCUUCCUGCUGGAGAACUCCCACAAGUACUCGUUUUUUACGCCGGAGAAUAAGGCCGGCGUGGUAUCGCUGCAGAAGCUGCUGAUCCGCGAGAAGGCCGGCACCGAGUCGCGCGGGAUCUACAUCAUCUCGUCGAAUCCGGCCUACCCGGAGAUGUUCGAGCUGAAGGUGCAGAACCCAAAGGACAAGAACGUGUGGAUUCAGUCGAUAAGAGCGGCUGUUUUGGACUGCCCGUCGGACGAGUCCGAGGUGGAGGACUACAUGACUGCUGAACAACGCCAAAAAUUGAUAGACGCUAAGCAAGCUAACAUUCGUGAGAUUAUCUCGAUGGGAACGACCGAACUGGAAGGCAAAAUGAGGCAAAAAGACUUUGAGCAGGCGAUCCUGCUGGAGGAGAAGAUCGCCCUCCAGCUGAGCCUGCUGCUGGACAAUGAGCACAACAGCGACCAGCUCGGUCCGACGGUCGAGGCGUUCAUCUCGCAGUACGGCUCCUACCGGGAUCUGGUCUCAGACGACUGUGAUACGAUCGAGAUUUGGAAGCGCGUGCUGAACACGAUCCAGGAGAUCAGCACGUUGGCCGCGUCCCUGUACACGGCGGCCACCGGACUGCCCCUGUCGCGGUCCUGCAGCUCGGUUGGCGAACGCCAGAGCGAAGUGUACAUCUCGCCAACGCUACCAAAGCGGGCUGAAACGUUCGGCGGAUUCGACGAGCGCCGGUCCAAGCAGCAACAAUGCAUCACCAACUCGUCCCGGGACGCCGUCCUGUCGACGUUGUCCGCCGGAUACUUUACGAACCGGGAAAGCUACGAGAAGCGCGAGUCGAACGCUUCUGAGAUGGAGGGCGGACCGCCGUUUUCGCCCGGUCCGCUCAGUCACGCUCCCAUGAAGCUGAUGACCCCGGAUAUACUGACCACGGAGCAGGCCAAAGACAACAGCUUCGCGGCGUUGCACGUGUCCCACCAUCUGCACACGCUGCUCUGCAUCAUCUCCCAGCAGAUGACCACCAUCCAAAGUCUGCAGCACCAGCUGAACUCGUUCCGGGAGAACCCCAAGAACAUGUACCGCCAUAAUGACCAGCUGGAAGAGCUGCGCAACCUGCAGGACAAACUCCAGGAGGAGAAGACGGCCUGGCAGAAGCAGAAGGAAACGGAGGAGCGCGAACUGGACGAGCAGCGGCUCUCGCAGAAGACGCUGCAGGAGCAGAUCCGGGCCGAGCAGGAGGACAUCAAGCAGCAGCGGGAACAGCUGUACCGGAAGAUGGAGAUCCUGUCCAGCCAGGGGCUGCUGCUGUCACCGAGUGUUGCCCUACCGGUACCGACCGGAGCGAUGACCUCGCAGCACGACGACCUGUCGAGCAACAGUGAGGAGUAUCACGUGGACAGCGGCCUCGGCGGAACGCCGAUCACCACCAUCGACCGGAGAAAGGACAAGUGGAGAACCGCUAGCAUAACCUCCAAGACGCCACCGGUGAAUCUGGUCAGCGCGACAAACGCCCCAAAGAUGAACGCUUCGACCAUCAAGCAGCAGCUACCGCUCAAGCUGUCCUCGCUGUCGUCCAGCUCAAAGUCAAACAACAACUCGGUGACGUCACCGGGCGGUGGAAGCAGUCCCAGUUUGAUGGCCGGUUCCGGGGCCAGUGGCGCUGGGAAUGCGGGCGGAGCCGGAGUUAUGCAGAUGUUUCCGCUGAAGUUGGCGGAUAAGAAGAUUAACGCGAGCUUACCGAACCACUCGAGAACCGGAAGUAGUCCGGCGGUGAUUCAGCAGCAGGUGCAGGUUCAGACGGGCAACCCGGCGACGAGAACCAACACCUACCCCAAGAUCCCCGAACGCUACCGGUUGCGCAGCUCGGACCAGUACCAGUCCCCGCAGCACUACACCAGUUCGGGCAACCCCGCCGCGUCCCAGUCCCAUCCGCACUCGCCUUCGUCCCCGUCGCCCUCGCACUCGCACCGUUCGGCGUCACUCCACGAACAGCACCAGCACCAGCUUCAUCUCCAGCAGCAGCAGUACCAACACCAUCAGCAGCAGCAUUUCCACCCCCAGCAUCACUCGAUCCACACGACGCCCCUGUCGUCGCGACACUCGAGUCUGCAGUCUCCGCCGCCGCAACAUCCGGGAGCAGGCGGCCCCGGAAUGUCCGCGGACAACAACAACGGAGGCAGCCCUGGCGGCGGCCAGCAGAACAACAAAAAGGACUCCGCCAAGAGCAACAAAGAGGAAGAGGUGAUUUAUUUUUGAUACAUGCCUGUCGAAGUCGAGAUCUAAGCUGGACUGGAUGCUUCUGUGCGCGCUGGUCGUCACCCUGUUGCUGCAGCUUCUCCGACUGAUCCUCUAUCCUGUGUUCUACUUGCUCUCCUAGGAAUGCAACCUACGCUGCAUUCGCCACCAUUUGUGCAAAUCACGGGUAAACCAAGUUUACUUCCUACCUUUCUUUUAAGACGAACGAACUAUUGAACGAAAAAUCAAUAAAAUUGAUGCAAACUUCUGUACAGUUUUAGCUUACUUUUCUACUUACUUGAAACAGAAAACUUUUAUGCUUUUUUGUGCGGCCUAUAAUUUAGAACGCUGCGCGCGUUCCGUCAAAAAGGCGAAGAUCGUCGAGAAAGAUUACAUUAUCAAAAAAUGGUGUAGCAAAACCAGAGUUAGUAGUGGAUUGUUUCUAUUUGUUCCAAAAAAAAACAAACAAAUUAACAACGUUACAGGAUAUAAUUCAAUGUGAAAAACACACACAUAAAAAACAUAUCUGUUGAUGGUUAGCAAACUGUCCUUUCAAUUCCACAAAAUGCGCACAAUGCAAUAUCCCCCCCAUUAAUCUGUCUCCGUUUUGUCAAAUUCAUUUCCACGUAACCCGAAAGUGAGAGUAAAUCUAAUUCUUAAAAUACAGUACAGUACAAUCUCCCCCUCCCCCUGACAAAGACAUUCCACGGUGGCGUGAUGGUGUGUGAGAUAUCUAAAGCGAUGCAUUCUUCAUAAUUUUGGAUCUUGGAGGAGAUUGGAGUUGGAAAUGCAACCAGAAUUGAGGAAAUCCCACUCAAAAAUGAUAUAUAUUCUUUUUUUUCGAUUUGACGUCUAAUUCAUGUUGAAAAUGGCAAAAAUUUGUUUGACUACAGAAAAAAAACUAAAAAAAAACAUACUUCUUCUGCUUCUCGAGGUAGAUAUUUCGUGCGCUGCAUCCACGGUAGUUGCUGGUGUGGUUACCUCCACAGUUUGCGCACUUGGGCGUGACUUGGUUUGCUCAGCGUUGUCCCCCAAGUCCGGAAACGGUAGCAUUCGCUACUUCCAUCGGGUUCUCGGAGUAAAACCGGCAGUAUACCCAACAACAAAAUACUUCCGUGGCGUUAAUUCGGCACAUGAGACCCUUCAGGUCAGAAAGUGGACGGUCUUGGCAACUCGGUAAUACAACCUUAAAAGCUGUCUUCAAAACGGGGUCGAAUGUGUAGAACUUGAAGUUGGUACGCUUCAAUUCUUCCACAACCAGGUCGUAGUUUUGUUUUGUCGAAUGAAGUCACUUGCACUAACGAUUUACCGAAUUUGAGACAGUAUCUGAGGACUUCCAGUAGCUUGUCACAAUCUGAGUGAUUGAAGCGUAAACAAGCAUCGAACAGAAACAUCAGAUGCCGCGACGUAAACAAAAGCCAAACUGUCAAAAAUAGAUACCCGUCACUGAAAAUGCUCACCUCAUGCAUCCAGUGCUGCCUAUUAUAUUGUUAUUGUUUUCCCCAUCAUCCAGCUUCUAUUGAGAAUGUUGGCUGAAGUUGAUGUACUAGUCGACAGAUUUUGGCCGGAAGAACCUGUGCGUUGCCUUGUCCUUUUGGGGCUGCUCUCCUGAACACGACAAUUGGCGGUAUUGUAAUAAACUUGAAUGAAAUAUUUCACCGCACAGCCUCCUUCGCGCGAUGACUUUCGACGCGGCGUUGGUUUGUUUACCUUUUUGAACUCGGCCGGUAGACGAACUUCGCGGGUGUUUCGAGGCCGCACUCGAACUGCCACGGCCGCGGUUGGCCUUUGGCAUGCUGCAGGAGCAAACCCCCACGGAUAAUUACGGUCAAUUACGGCGAAAAAUCUCGAAAAACCGAAGAGCACUGAACACUUGACAGCUGCUUGCUCUAGAGUGUACACGGAGAGAAUAACUCAAAAGAAGUGAUUUUGGACAGAAGAUUUGUUUUGUUAAUUUUCUAUGUGAAAUCUUCAACCAUUGAUGGAUUGUUUACGAAAUAUUUCAUCAUCAAACUUUGAGAACCCAUAGUCAUAUUCCCAUUUUCAGCUUUUGGUGGAUUCUUUGUGAAAUGUUUCCUCCGUCAAUUUUGACAGCGUUAUUUUGAGACAUUCAAAUGUAGACUGGACCCAAUUUUCACUCCAAGCUUUUCUGCGAUCCAAAAAUGAUGAAGGACACACACAAAAAAACUAUUAAAGACUUGAACACAUUAUAGUGUGUAAAUGUACAUAGCAAACAAUGUUAUCUCUAGUUAUACAUAAAAAUAAUCAAAAAAGACAAACUUGUGUAAGAGAAGAUACCACAAAACACAACACAAACACACAUUCAAACACAGAAACCUAACGUAGUUCCGUUCAAGACAAAUCCGGGAAUGCGUGUGAUAUCAAAAACAAACAGCUGUUAGUUUUCUACACCCAAAACUGUUACGUCGAAUGUUGCAUUUAUAUCAAGCUGUAGCAGAGCGUUUUAACCAGACAAGAUUACCACCAAAAGACAUAAAAACAAAUGCUUGAACUAUUGCUACACUUUUAACGAGACUGGAAUUAAUGAAUUUAAAUUCGCUUUUAGGUUUGUUACACUAGAACCACACUCACACAAAAAACUUGCUUGUUAACUUGACAAUUUGAAAAGAAAAAGAUACAAAUAUCUCGACAAUAUCGAAUCACACAGGAUUAGAGCAGCUUUUACGUUUGCCAAAUCAGUUAGCUAACAACAACAAAAAUAUCGCUCAAUACAAUCAGCUAAUUACAUGGGCAUUAACCGUCAUUUCCUUCCUUCCCAAUGCAAACAAAAACACACCCACACUGAUAUAAAAAUGCAAUCUUUCUGGAUUGUUUUACCCAACUGUACUGAACGUGGCUCGAUCGUGUUGCAGCACCGAGCAAAUGACAAAGUAUUAUUAAUUUUUAAGCAGAUGAUAACACAACAGAUAGAUACCAUUAUUUGCAAAACAAAGAGUAAAGGAAAAACAAAGAGAGAUAAAAAUACAACUUCUUGACAAUACAAAAUGUUCUAUAUAUACAACAUAAAAGCAAAACACGAUAGAGAAAAGAGAAACAACACGCUACACGCAGAGAAAUUGUAAAAAGCUUAUGAAAAUUUGAAAACUAUAAUGCUUCAGAUCAUACAAAAACUGAAAGAAUACAUAGCUUUAGACAACUAUCAGAGAAAGGAAUGAAACUGACAGGCGAAAACCGAAUAAACAAAAACAAAACAAUGUGUAUGUAUGUAUAGGUGAACCACUAUAAAGUACUAUCAAUCUAAGGAAUGCAAACAAAAAUAAAGAUACUUAAAAACUGCAGCAAAAAAAAAAUCCCCUCCCAAAAUUUGUAAAUAGUAGUGAACAGAGACUAUUUAACGUUUCAGAGAACAAGUAUUUUUAAUGAACUUGGGUAGGAAACAAAGCAAAAAAAAAAAAUGGAUACUUGAAGAUGAAACCCAGAUUAUAUAUACAAAACAACUACAUUCAACCGUAAAAUACAAGUGAAAAUUGAAACAUUGAAGGCAACUCAACAAAAUAAAAACAAAACAAACAAGACUUAAUCUGCUCAACUCUUCUAUAUUUAAUCGACAAAACAACACGAUGUUACAAAACACACACACACACAUUGGAGCGCACGCACGUGCAAGUGAGACUUAGUAGGCGAAAAACAAACACAACACACACACACACACUAUGAUUCAAAAACACACACAAACAUGGAACUUUCAAAACCGAUGUGCUACUACAAAAUACUUAACUUUUCUUCAUUCGCGAUGUAUUUUUGUAAACUUUUCAAACCGUUUAUUCUUCAUAAAUUGGAGAUUGAGGCGAAAACCGACAACUUUUUCCGCAAAUGUAUUUCCCCGUGUUUCGAUGUUGCUUCCACAGAACGAGACAUCCGCCGCCAUUUUUCCUCUCCUCAAGAAGGCAUCAGAGAAUACGUAUAAACAUUUCGAGUAGUAGUCAAGCAAAAUACAUUUAAAGAAAGCAGAAAGUUGUAAUCGCUGGAUGUAGAGCAUUCCUCGUGUGAGGGGCAAACAAAAAAAAAAUAAGCAAAACAAACAAAAAACGAUGUUAUUAUUGUUGUUCGUCAUAGCAUUCGGUAGUAGCCAUUUUUCCUCCCUCGGAGGAUUUUUUUCAGUGACAGCUCGCUGAUCUAGUAGGCGACGCAGUACACUGAAAGAAAUCGUCCGCCCGAAAGUGUAACGUUUCAUGCUCUGUUCCUGAUUCCGUUUUGGUUCGUUUUUUGACACAAAAAAAGAGUUCAAAGCAGUAUUUUU